AUGGCCACCAAAACAGAUUCGACUCCGAAUGAAAAGCCAAUUUAUCAGCGACAGAGAAGUAACAGUGAUCCCCCACUUUCAAAAGACGUUUUGAAUACAUUAACCUUAGACAGACCAGUUAAGGUCUAUAUCAACCUAUUUCUGGCUAUUGAUAUGAAGACAGAUUAUUUCACUUUAAAUAGUAGACUGGAAGAACCUCCACUCACCCCCAGCCCAGUUCCUGAGGCUAGUGCUCCAGAGCCUCAGGAGAGUGGAGCUUGUGGAACACCUAAUGAUACAAAUAUCAUUAGUAAUCAUGUUAGUCCAAACAGUCCGACAACUCCUCGAUCUCGAAGUGUUUACAACUUCAUGGCUAGAAUACGCAGACGUAAAAUUACAGGUAGAAAAUUUUUUUUGGCUCAAAAUCGUGAAAACUAUGAACCAAAAUCUGAAAGUUUUAACUAA
Molecule: messenger RNA, 444 nt
Organism: Lottia gigantea (owl limpet)
Lineage: Eukaryota; Metazoa; Mollusca; Gastropoda; Lottiidae
Exons: 4
Coding region: 1-444 (147 amino acids)
Source: RefSeq, a predicted model, not a curated record